GAAAGGUUUUAUCCAAGCAUCCAGCUCCCUCCAGACUUGUGCAGGCUGUGGAUGUCUAUAAUGCCCCGCAGCCUCACCCCAGGCUCUGACCUUUCACCUCUGACUCCCCACCCUCUGCUUCCCAGCCUGCCAGGGAGAGGAUGGGAGGCCAGCCAAUCCCAGAGGCCCCUGGCCCCACCCCUGGCCAGCAUGACCUGGAAUGUAUAAAUACACCUGCCAGGAGCACACGCCCAGAGAACUAACACCUGCUCCGGACAGAAAUCCACACCUGGAAGAGCGCACGCAUCCCCCUGCAGCCCACCUGCUUGGACAGAGCAGAGGGCACACCUGCCAGACUAGUGCCACUGGGACAGCUGCUGGCAGCCAGCUCCACAGAGGGACACCUGCCAGGUGGAGCACAGGCCUACCCAGUUCAGGGGAGCUGGGCAGGAGAGCUCGGAGCCUGGCCGUGGCCAGCCAAGAAGCUCAUGCCGAGGCCCUACUGACCUCCACCCACCAGCUCAGCACCAUGCCAUCCAGUCAGCAGGUAUGGCACACGGCCGUGCCACCCCCCAGCCGGAGCAGCCCAACAGCCAUGGGGCCCAGGUCCCCCAGCUCAGCCAGCAGCCCCAGGUCCCCCGGGACCCCCAGCACCCCAGGCUCCGAGAAGGUGGCCUCCCCUCUAGAGUGCUCCAUCUGCUUCUCGGGCUAUGACAACAUCUUCAAGACGCCCAAGGAGCUCUCCUGCAGCCACGUCUUCUGCCUGGAGUGCCUGGCACGGUUGGCAGCUGCCCAGCCGACAGGCCAGCCUGGUGGCGAGGCUGUGCCCUGCCCGUUCUGCCGGCAACCCACAGCUGUACCUGCUGCCGGGGCCCCUGCACUGCGCACCAGCCGCCAGCUGCAGGCCAAGCUGCCAGGGCACCUGCGACAGGAGGAGCCCGUGUGGCUGGAGGGCACGAGACUGUGCUGCCGCCCCUCGCCCUCGGCCAGCGGCCUCCCAACACCUGGCUUCGUGAGUGUGGAUGUGGGUCUGAGCAAGCCCACUCAACCCACUGUGCCCACACCUGCCCCGGGACCUGCCCAUCAUCGGGGCCGCCUGGCCCGCUGCUGGGCCCGCUGUGGGGACUGGAGGCGCAUGGCGCUCAUCACAGCCCUCCUGCUUGUGCUGUUCUGCGUGGUGCUCUGGCCGGUGCAGUGUGCCCUCAAGACCGGGACCCUGCGCUGCCUCCCCCGGGCCCCCACCGCUGUCACCACCACCACCACCACCACCUCUCUUGGGCCCCUGGCUGACAACUAGGGUUGGCCACCCCACCACAGCUCCACGUGUGAGUCUUUGACCCACACUGGGGUCACGGGAGUGCAGCAGCUGUUGGGAGUUGCUCUCCCAAUCCCCAGAGGAGCCCCAACAUCUCUGAGAACCCCAUACCCUAUUCAGCUCACCUGCCCCCAACUCUAUGGGGCUGGGUUCUCGUGGGUUGGUCAGAAUGGUCCCCAAAGCCUCCAAGAAUCACAGGCUCCUAUGGGCCCCAGAGUCUACCCACUAACUCCCAUCAUACAGGUGGGGAAAACGGCCCAGGAGAGGCUGCCGGGUAGGCCCCUCCCUGUAGGCGCAGUGAAUGGCCCCUUGCUGAGGAGGGAGGGGCUCGCCGAGCUUAUUUUCACAUUUCACCCACUACUCCUUCCCAGACUCCUCCCCGAGGGUGGGGCAUGCUAAACCCCCUCCAACUAGGGGGACCCACAGAAGGCAGUGGCAGGGAGCCCAGCCCCCGCGAGUCCAUCCCACCCUCCUGAAUUGCACAUUUUUUAAUAAAUUAUUUUGUAUCCACA
Molecule: messenger RNA, 1806 nt
Organism: Manis pentadactyla (Chinese pangolin)
Lineage: Eukaryota; Metazoa; Chordata; Mammalia; Pholidota; Manidae
Gene: RNF223
Product: ring finger protein 223
Exons: 2
Coding region: 200-1276 (358 amino acids)
Biological process (GO): protein ubiquitination
Molecular function (GO): ubiquitin protein ligase activity
Source: RefSeq, a predicted model, not a curated record